This is a messenger RNA of Cucumis melo (muskmelon), 2218 nucleotides long. RefSeq names its product lecithin-cholesterol acyltransferase-like 4. The transcript has 11 exons. Bases 409 to 2022 code for a protein of 537 amino acids. NCBI's taxonomy places the organism in Eukaryota, Viridiplantae, Streptophyta, Magnoliopsida, Cucurbitales, Cucurbitaceae. The record is from RefSeq and is a predicted model, not a curated record. Gene Ontology annotation, molecular function: glycerophospholipase activity. Gene Ontology annotation, biological process: lipid metabolic process.
AAGAAAGAAAAAAAGAAAGAAAAGAGAUAAACAGUAGAGGAGAAAGAGAAAAUGGGUCAAACAGGUUAGUUAAUUGAUUGGAUUUCUUGUUUCAUCGAAGGAGAAGGCGGAAGGAGAAGGAGAAGAGAAGAGAAGAGAAGAGAAGGUGGAGCCGUGUUGGCCAUCGACCCACAACCUUCAUUCAAUCAUUUGCAAAUCAGGACAAACCUUAGUUAAUCCUUCCUUUUAGAUUACCCUCCAAGAUUUCACACUCUUUCGCUUCAAACAUCCCCAAAUCCUUAUCCCAUCCUCUUUCUUCUCCUCUCCCUCUUCCUCUUCCAACUAUUCGGCUUUCGUUGACCGGAUUUCUCCCCUCCGAUCCUCCUUCUUUGGCCUCCACUUUCACCUAGGCAGGGAGCUUUAACUGCCAUGGCUCUGCUAUUGGAGGAGAUUGUAAAGUCCGUUGAGUUGUGGUUGAAGCUUAUCAAGAAGCCUGACCCCUUCGUCGAUCCCAAUCUCGAUCCUGUUCUUUUAGUGCCGGGGGUUGCUGGUUCCAUCUUGAAUGCGGUUAAUGAUGAUACCGGCAAAGAGGAGCGAGUUUGGGUCAGGAUAUUCGGAGCUGAUUCUAAAUUGCGAACCGAGUUAUGGUCUUUUUACGAUCCCACUUCUGGUAAGUCUGUAUGUUUUGAUCCCAAGAUCAAAAUUAGAGUUCCGGAUGAGAGAGAUGGAUUGUAUGCGAUAGAUACUUUGGACCCUGACAUGAUCAUUGGAUGCGAUUCUAUUUACUAUUUCCAUGACAUGAUUGUUGAAAUGACCAAGUGGGGUUUUCAAGAAGGAAAAACACUUUUUGGAUUUGGAUAUGAUUUUCGCCAAAGUAACAGGUUGCCAGAAACAUUGGAUCUCUUAGCUGCAAAACUGGAGGCAGUAUAUACUGCUUCGGGAGGAAAAAAGAUUAAUGUCAUAAGUCAUUCGAUGGGCGGUCUUUUAGUGAAAUGCUUCAUGGGCUUGCGCAGCAAAAUUUUUGAGAAGUAUGUGAAGAAUUGGAUUGCAAUUGCUGCACCAUUUCAGGGUGCACCUGGAUAUGUUACAUCAACCUUUGUGAGUGGUAUGUCAUUCGUUAAUGGAUGGAGACAGAACUUCUUCAUAUCGAAGUGGAGCAUGCACCAAUUGCUUAUCGAAUGCCCAUCACUUUACGAACUAAUGGGCUCUCCAGACUUUAAUUGGCAACACAUUCCUCUUCUAGAAGUUUGGAGAGAGAAACAUGACAAGGAUGGGAACUCUCAUAAUGUGUUGGAAUCUUACCCACUUAAAGAAAGUGUUGAAAUACUGACAGAAUCCCUUUCCACAAACAAAAUUCUUCAUGAUGGAGUAGAUAUUCCCCUGCCAUUUAAUUUGGAUAUUUUGAAAUGGGCAAACGAGACGAGGGAAAUUUUAAAGAAUGCUAAACUACCUCCUCAGGUCAAGUUUUACAAUAUAUAUGCAACUGGUCUUGAAACUCCACAUACUGUUUGCUAUGGAGAUGCAGAAAAUCCUGUCGCUGAUUUACAUAAACUGCGAUACACUGAGCCCAAGUAUGUUUACGUUGAUGGCGAUGGGACAGUUCCGGUGGAAUCGGCAAUGGCUGAUGGACUUGAUGCAGUAGCAAGGGUUGGCGUCCCUGGUGAGCACCAGCGCGUUCUUAGAGACCACCGUUUGUUCCGAAGCCUGAAGCAUUGGCUCAAAGCAGGCGAUCCCGACCCCUUCUAUGACCCACUGAACGACUACGUGAUCUUGCCAACAGGUUUUGAGAUUGAAAGUCAUGUGGAGAAGGGUCUGGAAGUAGCAGCUUUGAAAGAGGAAUGGGAGAUCAUCUCCAAUGACCAAAAUAAACCAGACGAGUUGUGUAAUGGGAAGCCAAUGGUGAGUUCGAUAACAUUAUCUCAAAUUGUCGGGGACUGCCCAUCCUCUAGGGCCGAGGCUUGCGCAACUGUUGUAGUUCAUCCCCAGCAAGACGGUAAGCAACACGUUGAGCUGAAUGCUCUUAGCGUGUCGGUUGAUGCAUAAAAUUAAUUGUCAUGUAAUUGUGUUGCAAUCAGCCUUACAAGGUGUGCAAUUCAUGAACGGUCUGUACAGUCAUUUGUGUGAUGAAAAUUGUAUAUUUAAAUUUAGAUAAUUUUUCUUCCUUAUGUAUAUAGCAAAUGAAAUGUAUCCGAAUGAUUGUUUCUCCAAGUGUUAUAAUUUUAAUAAUUUAAUUAUGUAA